CUCCUCGGACGCACUGGGCAGGCGCGGAGUGCGCGCAUGCUCGGCCGACAGACCGCUGGGGUCUCGAGUCUCUGCAAUCUGUUGCGCCGCCGCCCGCGGAAGCGGGUAGAUCCGGGUCUCGUGGUUUAUAGUGACGUGGUCAGUCUCACCAAAACAGAAGAGGGGAGGAAGCCAGAGGCCAAGAGCAGCACCCGCAGCGUCCGGAAACUCCAGGCGGUCUUUCUGCCGAGCCUGGGUCCUGGCCCACAUCCUCCCCGCCCCGUCGGUUACUGUCUGGGCGGGUCAGAGCACUGAUGUGAGUCUCAGCUUUCUAAAAAUACAGAAUGAAGCUGGCUUUUGCUUGACUGCACUCAUUAAUUGACAAGUGUUACAGGUGCAGCGCUUUCAAGAUUUAACAGCUAAGAAAGGUACUUCAAAUGAAGUUAGGAAUUCAGAAAGGAGAAGUGAGAGAAGACACGGGUUUGAAUCCCACUUCUGCUGCAUGACUUUGGAUUUAAACAGUGAAGUUAAAUCAAGCUGGGUAAUCAUGGCAGAAGGUGGAUUCGAUCCCUGUGAAUGUGUUUGCUCUCAUGAGCAUGCGAUGAGGAGGCUGAUCAAUCUGUUGAGGCAGUCCCAGUCCUACUGCACAGACACAGAAUGUCUUCAGGAAUUACCGGGACCCUCUGGUGAUAAUGGCAUCAGUAUUACCAUGAUCUUGAUGGCCUGGAUGGUUGUCGCAGUCAUCUUGUUUCUACUGAGGCCUCCUAAUCUGAGAGGAUCCAAUCUAACUGGAAAGCCAACCAGUCCUCAUAAUGGACAAGAUCCACCAGCCCCUCCUGUGGACUAAUUUUGUGAUAUGGGAAGUGAAAAUAGUUAACACCUUGCACGACCAAAUGAACGAAGAUGACCAGAGUACUCUUAACCCCAUUAGAACUGUUCUUCCUUUUGCAUCUGCAAUAUAGGAUGGUACUGUUUCCAUGAGCUUCUAGAAUUUUGACUUGCAAGCUUAUUUUUUUUGCUUCCUUUGUUAUUACCAUUCCUAUUCACAGUAUAUUUGAGUUAACGAUUGUAUUUUAAAAAGUUACAUGGGUUAUUUUGGUUAUCCUAAACUCAAACAUUCCACUUAUUUUAUUUGUGACGGUGAGCACAAUUUUGGUGAUGAUUUCUGGCCUGAUUGAAGGAAUUUGUGAUCUCUGCAUUUAAAUAUUUGAGAUAGUUUUGAUAGGCUCUGAAGUUGAUUUUUCCAUAAGGUAUUUAUAAAGUUAUUUAGGGUUGUCUGAGAUUGUAUGAAAGAAAAUUAGAACCAGACUAUUUCUACUUACCUUGGUAGUUUAUUUGUGGGUGGCAGUUCUUGGGACUGUGGCAGCCUUUGGAAUAUUUUACAAGUUACACCCGAAUCUGUAUCAUCCACUACAAGUGGCUUAUGUGACUAGAAAAGGAGAAGUGAAAUAAUUGUUUACUAAGGUUUUUAUUCCCAUAAAAUGUCUAAUAUUAAGAAAACUUUAAAUAAAAAUGAUUUAAACAUGGUGGAUGAGUUAUAAUCCAUUAUAUGAUAUUUGAAGCCACUGUAUACUAGAUAGCUUCACAAGAUUCACGAAAGGAGGAAAAUAGUUCAUUCUUCUUGCCUUUGCCGGAUAUAAUCUAUACAGUAAUAAUUUAAUCAGUAAUUUAUUUUAAAAAUGGGUGCCUCUCAGAAAGCUUCCUUUCUGUCUGAGUACUUCCCUGUUAAAUGAAACUCCUAAGGCUAGCUGUAUUGGGGGUCUGUUUGCUUACUGACAUUUGAAUGCUAUUUACUUAUUCACUGUAUUUUUUUCUUUGAAGAAAAGUAUUGGAGUAUUUACUUCAAAGUAAAUACUUUGUAUUGGAGUGUUGUUAUUCUUCUGACUUAAAAAAUAUUUAAUGAAUUCUUGGUUUACCCCAAAAGGAGGGAAAUGAGAAACAAUCAAGGAUCUUUUUCUUACCCUAUAUAUUUCAUUCCUGUUUGGUAACAGGGUGGAUUGGGGUGUGGAGGAGCAUUGAUGUAGGUGAAAUUUUGAACUGUAUAGAAAGUAAAAUGUUGCAUUGUUUUGGUCAGUUUGAAAGAAAAUGAAUACAAAUGCCAUUUUAAAAAGUCUGCAUAACCUGUGUGGUAUAGAUUUUUUCCUAGCAAGCAAUUGCAGAUGAUUUAUGAGGGCUAGAAGAUAUUUUUCUAUCAUAUAAGGAUUUUCCCCCCUAGACCUGUCUAGGUUUUCACUGUAUUGAUCUGAGAAAUUACCUGUAUGAAUUGAAUAAACUUCUCUAUAUCAUUAUACUGUUUAAUAGAGUCUCUGAUACAGCUGUGUGAUGCUCUUAGGAUAUUUCCCCCCUUUAUCAUCUUUAUAUUCUGGGUCAUAAACCUUGUAAGAGUUUCAUUUCAUUAUAUAAUCCCAUAUUGACUGCUUGCCCUCCUCCUGUGCAUCUUGGCUUUGUGCUCAGCUUCUUGAAAAAAAUACAACCUAUUCUUAAUUACUCGUGCUAAUCAGGGUAUUAUAACACAGGUAAGUCAAAUCCCAGAUAAAUAAAUACCAUAAGGUUUUUCCUCUUGCUGUGGCCUAAUGGAAACCUGCCCAGCUCUAUAGCUUUUAAGGUACUUACAGCAGAAAGGGCAGGAAUGGCAUGUAUAAACAUUCCUAUUUCUGCCCUUGCCCCCUGAACUUUGAAUGCUUGCACAUGUAUCCUGAAGUCUGUCCUCUAAACUGCUAGAAGGGCAAUCUCUGGUGGAGAUCGUGAUAUAUUCACUGAAUCAACGGCUCACAAAUUAAUUGAGAUCUGGCUUUGGUAGAAGACGUGGCUGUGACAGGGAAACAGUGUCUAGUGUUAGAAAGAGACCUGGAAAUCUGGAUUUUUAUUCCUGGUUCCUCAUUUCUGUCACAUACAUUUAAUUGACAUUACAUCUAGAAGAUUAACCUUUUCCUGUAUGGAUCAUCUAUUUAACUAGUAACAAAAGUUUUUAGUGGAGUAUUUAAUAUUGUUUUUUGUUUGUUUGCUUGUAAAGUUUCUCUGCAGCCCUGAAAAGGAUAAUGUACAACUGCAUAUAAAAUAUUCCUGUUAACCUUACUGGUAAUUUAUAUUCCUCUUAAUUUCUUAAGCUUCUACAUGUGGCCUUUUUAUUGAGCGCAUUCUUAUUCAUUACUUGGCUUGUAAACAUUCACCUGAACUAUGGCUACAAUCAUUUUUAAGUAAUGUGGGGAAAAAAAGGAAGAUAAAUCUUCACACUUUAAUCACCAUGGGCUCUUAAACAUUCCACAAAUGCCAUUAAGAAUUUAUUUUGUUUUACAGUCAUUUAAUGUUCUUUUAUGCAAAAUAGUGGGUUUCUUUGCCUUUCAUAUGGAAAAAGUUAACAUUGGAACUGUGUAUAGUAAAAGAUUUUAUUAUAUAUCUAUCCAAGCACUAUCCCGUGAUCAGCAAGUCAUAUUUUGAACAACUUGGAGAUUUUCUGAAGUAACUAUUAAGUCCAGCUAUUCCGUAGUUACUUCUAGUGUCUUUGCGGUAUGUGAUGUGAUAGUGUUUAUGGAAUUACCAAAUUCUUACAUUUUCAAAGGAACCUUGGAAAUAUAUCACUCUGAAUGAAAGUCUGUCACUCUAAAUGAAUAUGUGCUAAAAUUUGACCAGCUUGGUUUAAGAUAAUAAAACAACUUGAAGGAGAAAUGGGAGGUUACAGUUAAUGGGUGAAAUUUUUGUUGUUCAAAUAGUAGGUUUAAUUUUAGCAUCAUAAUAUUUCUAAAUGAAAAAAAAACAUGUAUUUGUUACCAUGUCUGAUUACUUUGUUAAAAGGAAACGUGGUCACAUGCUAUACUAAAUGUUAAUUGCUGUUUUCAAAUGUUUAAUCAUGCCAAACAAAUCAUGUCUGUGCCAUCCAGGGUUUAUUGUCAUCUUUUAUUGAGUACUUGGAUUGGGAUAAAGGGCUUGUACUAUGCACUUUUUAUUAAUGAAUAAAUAGAAAAUGUUAGUAACA
Molecule: messenger RNA, 3952 nt
Organism: Phyllostomus hastatus (greater spear-nosed bat)
Lineage: Eukaryota; Metazoa; Chordata; Mammalia; Chiroptera; Phyllostomidae
Gene: SMIM14
Product: small integral membrane protein 14
Exons: 7
Coding region: 482-826 (114 amino acids)
Cellular component (GO): endoplasmic reticulum
Source: RefSeq, a predicted model, not a curated record